Messenger RNA from Lactuca saligna, 375 nucleotides. The record is from the annotation of a GenBank genome assembly. NCBI's taxonomy places the organism in Eukaryota, Viridiplantae, Streptophyta, Magnoliopsida, Asterales, Asteraceae.
AUGUGGAAAUUGAAGAAGAUGAUUUCAAGACAUAGGGGUAAAGAGAGAUGCAAGGAUGCUUUCCUUAACUUCAAUUCUGAUUAUAAAGAUAAUGAAGCCGACGAAUACAAUGACUUAGUUGAUGAAAAAGGGUUUGGUUCAGAAGAGGAAAUCGAUGACACAACAGGGGCUAAUGAUCUUGAUUUGGGAGAUGCGGUUAGUGCAGGCAUUCCCAUUCAUGACCCAUCAGUUAAGUGGAAUAAGAUGAAGCCCCUUCUUAGUGAAAGGUAUGAAUCACCACAUCAGUUGCAACAAUAUCUCACUAAUUAUGCUAUUAAGUCAGGGUAUAACAUUAAAUUUGUGAAGUGUGACACUAUGAGAUUAACUGCCAAAUGA